CGGCCCGGGCCCGGCGGCGGCGAAAUGGCGGCGUUGCGGGGCCCGGGCGGGCCGUGGGUGCUGUGCCUGUGCCUGUGCGCCGCGCUGCUGCCGCGGCCGGCGCGGGGCCUCACCGACGGGCUCUACUGCGGCCGCCGCGUCUGCUACGAGGUGCUGGGCGUCAGCCGGCAGGCCAGCAAGGCGGAGAUCGCCCGCGCCUACCGGCAGCUGGCCCGGCAGUACCACCCCGACCGGUACCGCGGGGAGCCCGCAGGCGGCGGGGCCGGCGGCGCGCAGGCGGCACACGAGAAGUUCCUGCUCAUCGCCACCGCCUACGAGACCCUCAAGGAUGAAGAAACACGUAAAGAUUAUGACUACAUGCUGGAUCAUCCUGAAGAGUAUUACAGGCAUUAUUACCACUACUACAGCAGGAGAUUGGCUCCUAAAGUGGAUGUCAGAAUAGUGAUCCUAGUUACCGUGUGUGCCAUCUCUGUGUUUCAGUUCUUCAGCUGGUGGAGUAGUUACAAUGAAGCUAUCAACUACUUAGCUACUGUACCAAAAUACCGUAUACAAGCCACUGAGAUUGCUAGACAACAAGGUUUACUCAACAAGACUAAAGAAAAAGGAAAGAACAGGCGAUCUAAAGAAGAAAUUCGUGAAGAAGAGGAAGAAAUUAUCAAAGACAUUAUUAAAAAUAAAAUAGAUAUAAAGGGUGGUUAUCAGAAGCCCAAGAUAUAUGAUAUCCUUCUGUUUCAGAUCCUUCUUGCUCCUUUUUAUUUGUGCAAAUAUGUGGUUUGGUACUGUUGGUGGAUUUAUUGUUUCACUAUUAAAGGGCAAGAGUAUGGUGUGGAAGAGAAGCUGUAUAUCAUACGAAGGUACAUGAAAAUGUCUCAGUCUCAGUUUGACAGCUUAGAAGAUCAUCAAAAAGAGACCUUUCUUGAACGGCAGCUGUGGAUACGAGAAAACUACGAGGUCUAUAAACGAGAACAAGAGGAGGAGUUAAAGAAGAAGAUGGCCAUGGAUCCCCGAUGGAAGCGAUACCGGCGGUGGAUGAAAAAUGAAGGACCUGGAAGACUGACUUUUAUUGAUGAUUAAAAGUUGACGAACAAAAUGUGUGCUAAUGUUGAAAGUGAUUUGCAAAACUUUUCAUUACGUCGUUCAGAGUUUUGUCUGCUGUGACUUAGCAGUGAUCUAAAACUCAGGAAUUUUAAAUCAGGCUGAAGCAUAAUACAGGUUUACCAUUUUUAUAAAUCAGACCUAUUAAACAGGCUCAGCUCAAUGUAUAUAUGCCAUUUACUUGGGGAUCUCAGUAUGGAAUUCAUUAUUCCAAACAAUGUAUUUUUGCUAGAUAUUUCACAUUCAUCAUCAAUGGAACCAUAACUCUAGUUUUUCUGAAAAUGUUCCUAGUUCAAACUUUGAAAGUCCUGUUUUUCCUCUUUAAAUUGAAGGGUUCCUGCAAAUGGACUCUGGAAAUUCAUAAAAAGGAUUUCGAAGCAAGGACCAUUUUCUGUUUUCCUCUCUUUUCUCCUACUUUUCAAUCUAAUUUCUGAGAUGCCAAAUUGUUUUUUUUUUAAUGUAAACAAUAUGGGGAUUAUACCAGACUACUGCUGUUCCUGGUCCAGUUGGAAAUGGAUUUUAUUUUUUGUGGGAAUAAAUGAUGCAUGAUUGAUCAUCAUCGUGAUGCAAACAAGCCUUAAUUCUUUGUUCUACAGAGUAAUUCAUGAAAUAGUAUGUUUGGAUAUUUUGUGUUCGUUUUUUCAUCUUGUACAUUGAAUUAUACCUACUUGUUCAGAACAAGUAUACCAGUGAAUAUUAGUCUACUAAAUGUGACGUUUCUUUCACCAAAGUAUUGGUUAAAGGGAAAAAUGAGCCUUUUAUUAAAAAGGGCAAUUUUGAUGCCUUAAGUAAAUAAAAAUUUAUAUAUGCACACUGAAUUUGUUUUAAAUUCUAAAUCUAAACUAUUCAAUGUGUUUAUCUCUUCUGAUCAGACCUCGGAGUACUUAGAAUAAAUGAUGCAUAACAGCAGACUGGUUUCCUCUGUAACUCAGCCCAGGUCUGAGAGUUUCCAUGAUUUGCUGGUAAAAGGGAUUCUGUUACCUUAUUUCUCCUCACUAAUUUUACUGGGGAAGGGCAGAUGGGAGCAUAGUCUUUCGCUUGUCAUUUAUGACACCUGUAAAAGCAAGUUCCUCUGAAGGGAACGGCUGAAGAUGGUGUGUGAUUAGCUGCCUUCUGUGCAGAUUGGUUCUCGGAGCACAGCUUUUGAACGUGCUGCUCCUGACAAAGCCCAUAGUAGCUAAACAUUUUAAAAUGCAGAUUAAUUUUUGAAGCAAGAAGUUUCUGAUUCUGCAAAUGGGACCUGUCCUCAUUCUUUGCAGAAGAGUCUUCUUUAUGCUUCUUUUCCUAGUUUACCUUUCACAUACUUCUGGAAUGUUUGUCUCAGUUUUCUGUUUAAAAUAACACAUGUUCAAAAGCAUGAUAGAAGCAUUAUGCUAAGUCUCUGUAUGCAGUAGUAAAACUGAAGAGGAAUUGCUAGAUUUUCCCUUCUCUGUGGACUGUGUAGCAAUAAACUUAAUUCACUUUGUAUUCAA
Messenger RNA from Pipra filicauda (Wire-tailed manakin), 2567 nucleotides. It is a transcript of the gene DNAJC25, whose product is annotated as DnaJ heat shock protein family (Hsp40) member C25. Gene Ontology annotation, biological process: protein folding. Bases 25 to 1074 code for a protein of 349 amino acids. NCBI's taxonomy places the organism in Eukaryota, Metazoa, Chordata, Aves, Passeriformes, Pipridae. Gene Ontology annotation, cellular component: endoplasmic reticulum membrane. The transcript has 4 exons. The record is from RefSeq and is a predicted model, not a curated record.